Messenger RNA from Branchiostoma floridae (Florida lancelet), 1418 nucleotides. RefSeq names its product U4/U6.U5 small nuclear ribonucleoprotein 27 kDa protein-like. Lineage: Eukaryota; Metazoa; Chordata; Leptocardii; Amphioxiformes; Branchiostomatidae. Gene Ontology annotation, biological process: RNA splicing. The record is from RefSeq and is a predicted model, not a curated record. The coding region runs from base 196 to 702 and encodes 168 amino acids. The transcript is spliced from 8 exons. Gene Ontology annotation, cellular component: precatalytic spliceosome.
ACAAAAUAACGGUCCCUUUUAGGGAUACGUCAACCAGUGGAAUCAGGAUGCGUGCGUCUAGCUUGUAUGCUAAUGAGCAAGACGUCUGGUGUGGAGCAUCAAGGUUUGAAGGAGGCUGGGCGAAACGGGUGGAGGAAGAGCGGCUGAAUAAGGUAAUCCAGGGAAUUCUCCAGAACGAGGCUGAUUGAAGAGAAGAUGGUGAGAAGCCGAAGCAGGUCACCCAGAAGAGACAGGCGGCGCUCUGGCUCCCGGGAGAGGGAUCGCCGGAGGUCGAGAUCAGCGUCCAGGGAGAGGGAGAGACGACGGCGUGCAGAGGGGCGCAGACGUACCAGAUCUAGAUCACGAUCCCCAGUCCGACGACGCAGAUCAAGGUCCCGGUCUCCACGGCGGCGAUCAAGGUCAGGGUCACCCCACAGACGGAGAAGUUCAGGAUCUCCCAGUACCAGUCGUAGCAGGUCCAAGCGCGGGAGCAGUCCGCCUGUUAGGAAGGAGAUUGAUCCCUCCAAACUGGAGGGGAAGACAGAAGAUGAGAUUGAGAUGAUGAAAAUGAUGGGAUUCUGUGACUUUGACUCCACAAAGGGAAAGCAAAAGAAGGACACGCAAACCAAAGCUGGUGCCGCCAACAUCCUGCAAAAAAGGAGAUAUCGGCAAUACAUGAACCGCAGGGGUGGCUUCAACCGACCACUGGAUUCCAUUGCUUGAAGGGGACAGUUAAUAUAUGACAUGGGAGGAGCCAUUAGGCUUAGAUAUCAAUGAUUCAUUUGUGACCAUUUUUAGGAUUUCCAUGAAGUAGGGAUAGAAUACUCCAGAUAGAAGAGAAGUUAAAUGUGGGGACAGUUCAGAGAAGUUGCAACAGGGUUAGCAAUGAGAGGGACAGUCCAUAUAUAUACAUAUAUAUUCCUUCUGUAAGUGCUUGGGAGUGUCAAUUCUCUAAACAUUUCUCAGUGCUUAUCAAAGAUGUAAGUCAGUAUGGUAAAUUUAUGGACACUGAAUUUUAUGUUAAAAAGACAUGUCCUGCCUUAAUUGAACAAUGUAUCUUUCAAUGAUAUGUUGGAUAUUCAGUUCUGUUUAAUCACUUAUAUUUAGCAACUUCCCUUGGGGCAUUGAAAGUUAUGAAUUACUCCUCCUCAAUAAGCUUUGAUUUUUUCAUUUGAAUAGUACAAAAGUACAGAAGUCAGGAAUAUUCUCUCCCCUAUUCUGUCAUUCUAAUCAUAACAUAUGCUCUUAUAUCAUAGUGGCUUAGUAGGGAGAAUCUUUCUAACUGCCAUUUUGAACUAUAGUAUAUAGAUGGAAUGAUCAAUAACCAGGACUAGGGAAGUAGAAAGAAUGUAACAAGUUAGAAGUAGCCAAAGUACUUGUUGUUGACCUUCCUGUCUUUGUACUUGUUUUCACCAAUAAACGUUUUGCACAAGUCAGUG